GCAUGUACACCACUCGUAUAGGAUCAAUCGCGUAUGGCAUCGAGCAGAUGAUCUAAAGAAAUAUGGUGCGUAUCGGUUCGUCUCCGGAUUUUAUGAGAGCCAGACGACAUGGAAGAAAGUGUCGAACGGCGCAAUUCUAGUCCGGGGUCGGCCGCUUGGCCGGUUCGCUUCAGAUUGGAAGCUGCGGGAAGCUCUCAGUCCCAGCGUCAGCUCCGCAUUGAGGAGUUGGGCUGGGGGCAGAUGUUGCACGAGCCAUUCAACGAGCUUCGCGACAUCGUCCUGCACCUGGGGGUUACGCCCUGA
Verticillium alfalfae VaMs.102 is the source of this 303-nucleotide messenger RNA. RefSeq lists its product as hypothetical. Lineage: Eukaryota; Fungi; Ascomycota; Sordariomycetes; Glomerellales; Plectosphaerellaceae. The record is from RefSeq and is a predicted model, not a curated record. The transcript has a single exon. Bases 109 to 303 code for a protein of 64 amino acids.